CAGAAUCCUUGUUUGUUUCAGAAAUGAAUUAUUUAGAGCAUUAUUUUCUUCCAUUUGAUUUGUGCAAAGCUAAUGAAAUUGCAGAUGAGUCUCUGUGGAAUUUUGACUCUUUGAUAACAGAGUUUAUGAAAGAACAAAGAAUUCCAGGAGGAGCCAUAGCAUUAUCCUAUAAUGGCAGACUUAUUCACAAACAAGGUUAUGGCAGUACGGGGAAUGGUUCAAGAUGUCUUUCAACAUCCUACUUCCGGAUGGCCAGCAUUUCUAAGACUAUCACAGCCAUGGCUAUAAUGCAGUUAGUGGAACAAAAUAAAUUGCAGCUGAAAGAUGAAGUAUUUAGCAGAAAAGGAAAAGGAAUACUUCCAAAUUUUGUCCCGGAUGGACCCAGUGUCAAAAGCCUGGAGAGGAUUUCAGUGCGGCAUCUCUUAGAACACUCUGGGGGCUGGGAUCGUGAGACAGGGGUGGAUCCAGUGUAUCUGCCCCCUCAGACUGUCUGCCCCAAGGAAUAUAAAGAAUCAACCACACCUGAGGCUCUCUACACCAACUACCAUACAAAUCUCAUCCAGUACAUGAUUAAACAAGCUCUGGAUUUUAAGCCUGGGACUCGGCAUGGCUACUCUAAUUUUGGUUACUUGGUGCUUGGGCAAGUUCUAGAGAAACUCACAGGGAUCCCCUUUCCUGUUUAUAUACAUGAUGUCAUCAAUCAGGCAGAUGACUUCUGGGUCUAUGAGGGAGAUGAGCUGCAAAGACUAGAUCCAAAUGAAGUCACAUAUUUUGAAAACAGUGAUAGGUUACAUCCUAGUAUUAUGCCACAUCACGGUGAGAUACGGAGCAUGCAAUAUGGGGGAUACCACAUGAAGGGGACUGGUUCUUAUGGAGGGCUGGUGGCAUCUCCCUUACAACUUCUCAACCUCCUAUCAACUCUAGACUUGGAGCACUGUAAAGGAAACAGAAUUUUAUCAAAAGCAUCCAUUUCACAAAUGCUGGCUUGUCCAAAGUUUGAAAAAGGAAGUGAAUGGUAUGGACUAGGGUUAGAUGUGGAAGACAAAGGUCAAAGCUGGGGUCACACAGGUUACAUGGAUGGAACCACAACAACCUUCCGAAGAGACAAAAGUGGAUACUCCUGGGUUUUACUGUUCAAUGCUGGAGCUACAGAUCAGGACUUAGACGGGCUAGUCAGAUUUGCUCUGUCCUCUUGUCAAUGUAAUAGGCUAUCUUCUGGUCUGAAUGUCUCAAAUGUUAAUGUUAAAAAGCAACAAAUCUCAUGUGCAGAUAAAGCUCAGAUAUAUCAUAUUCUCAUCCCACUUGAAGAAAUAGGAGAUUAUGUCUGUUCUCUAAAGUCAAAAGGAUAUUACAUGCAAGAUAUUGAUUUAGUUGUGUAUGAAAAUGCAUUUUAUGUAAAUAUGACUUGGAACCAUAAUGUAGACAAUAUUGACUGGUUUUAUAAGAUUUACCAUGAUGUGUCUGUGAAUGACUCAGAAACAGAGCAUGAUAUGAAUAAUCAGAUUAAUAGUGGUUUUAGGAUCCACACAUUAUCCAUAUGCACUGAUUCAAAAUACCAAACUGAUAUUUAUACAGCUGUUAUUUACAUGAAACAAAGAUCAAAACAGACUAUUCAACACCUCACACACCUGAGGGAAAUUUCAUCAGAAUCACCUUGUGUAAAUAAUAACGUAGUUAUCUAUUGUGUUUGUUACUUUUGGAAAAGGUUGUAUGUUUCAACAGUUUUUGAGGUGAUUAGAUCCAUAGAAUAUUCUGCUUUGAAAGCAGUCGAUGAUAUCAAGACCUCAUCACAUUUUAUAACAGAAAAGCAUAAUAAGAAUUUGACCGAUACAGUGUUAAGUGGGCUGUCUGUUACCUGUGGUUCCUUAUAUGAGAAUGAUCACGGAAGUCCAGUAUCUGACCAGUAUCUGAAGGAGUCUCCUUUUGUCAGUUACAGCACUGCUGCUACAUGUACUAGUAACGGUAAAUUGUAUAGUAAAGAGGAGGAUGCCAAGGGAGAGAAGCCAUUCAAUAUUGCAAAGACUAACAUGACAGAGGAUGAAUUUCUGGAUGAACUGCGCAAUCAAGCUCUCUCUCAUUAUGGAUUGAUUUACCUCCAAAUCUAUAAACUACCCAGUAGGAAAGACAUUUCUCUAAGUGCAGUAUGGUCAAAUUUCAAAGUUCAUGAGUGUUAUCAGAGACUUGGAGCAUCCAGGUUCAGUUUUAUGAAUGAGUUGUUGGAGAAUUCAGGGAAGAUAACUCCACUAGAGACCAUCAGAGCUUAUGAGGAGGAUGGAGUACUGUUGUUUGCAGGUAUUUGGAAGGCUGGAAAAUUCAGAUCAAAGAGGCCUAAAUCAAGAAUAUCCAGUAAGACUCAAAAUCUGAAAAGAAAACGAAAAAGAACAAAGAUGAUUGAUAAUGUCAAUUAAUACAGUAACCUAAAUAUACAUAUGAAUAUAUGAUUCAUUUAAGUGUUACAUCCCUCUCAAGAAUAAAAAUGAAUACAGAAACUUUUUGUAUUUCUUUGGUUUAU
Messenger RNA from Saccostrea cuccullata (small rock oyster), 2512 nucleotides. RefSeq lists its product as uncharacterized. Lineage: Eukaryota; Metazoa; Mollusca; Bivalvia; Ostreida; Ostreidae. The transcript has 7 exons. The record is from RefSeq and is a predicted model, not a curated record. Bases 24 to 2408 code for a protein of 794 amino acids.